AUGGGGAACCAGCUGGCUCCAGUGCCCCCCUUCCUGCCCCCUCUGCAGGCCCUGCACGUGGUGGUGGUGGGGCUGGACGCUGCGGGAAAGACCUCCCUGCUCUACCGCCUGAAGUUGCAGGAGUUCGUCAAGAGCGUGCCCACCAAAGGCUUCAACAUGGAGAAGAUCCGGGUCCCGCUGGGGGGCUCUCGCGCCAUCACCUUCCAAGUGUGGGAUGUGGGGGGCCAGGAGAAGCUGCGCCCGCUGUGGAAGUCCUACACGCGCUGCACAGACGGGCUGGUCUUUGUGGUCGACUCUGCAGAAGCCGAGCGCCUGGAGGAGGCUCGGGUGGAGCUGCACAGGAUCACCCGCGCCUCGGACAACCAAGGGAUCCCCGUGUUGGUGCUGGCCAACAAGCAGGACGCAGCUCAGGCGCUUUCAGUCGCCGAGGUGGAGAAGGUCCUCAGCCUGCAUGAACUGGGCGCUUCCACGCUGAGCCACAUCCAGGGGUGCAGCGCCGUCAGCGGCCUGGGACUUCAGCAGGGCCUGGAGAAGCUCUACGAGAUGAUCCUCAGGCGCAAAAAGCUCCUUCGUGGCAGCAAGAGGAAGCGCUGAGAGGA
Messenger RNA from Euleptes europaea (tarantolino), 599 nucleotides. It is a transcript of the gene ARL4D, whose product is annotated as ADP ribosylation factor like GTPase 4D. Gene Ontology annotation, biological process: vesicle-mediated transport; intracellular protein transport. The record is from RefSeq and is a predicted model, not a curated record. Lineage: Eukaryota; Metazoa; Chordata; Lepidosauria; Squamata; Sphaerodactylidae. Gene Ontology annotation, molecular function: GTPase activity; GTP binding. The transcript has a single exon. Gene Ontology annotation, cellular component: cytoplasm. The coding region runs from base 1 to 594 and encodes 197 amino acids.